Molecule: messenger RNA, 1480 nt
Organism: Lolium rigidum
Lineage: Eukaryota; Viridiplantae; Streptophyta; Magnoliopsida; Poales; Poaceae
Exons: 1
Coding region: 132-1364 (410 amino acids)
Source: RefSeq, a predicted model, not a curated record
GACUUUCUGGUAAGCAUUUCCUAGCACCUACCAGUUCAACACGCUGAGCAAUUUUCUCACGCAAAGAAACAAGUGUCAUCACAGCAUCACAAAGAGUAGAAGCUUAGAUUUGAUUUACCAGAGGAAGAUCCAUGGCCGAAAUAAUAGGAUCUGCAGUUGCAAGCGAGUCUGUAAGCAGGAUUUUCGCUAUCCUAUCGGGUAACACUAGAGACCAUGGGAGCCCAGAAGACAACGCUGAGAGAUUGGAGUUUGCAGUGCUGAAGAUCCACAGCGUUGUUGCCGUCUCUGAAGAUUGGCUGAUACUCCACCAGCCAUUGAUCGACUGGAGGGCGAGAUUAAAGCGUGCAGCCAAGGAAGGCGAUGACAUCUUGCGCGCUCACAGAAGGAGAUCCACGGAGCACAGGCAGAACGAUGGAGCUGCAAGGCAACAGGCUGAUUCUGUUCGUAAGCGGAUCACCCGAGCGGCGACGCGCUUCUUGCCUUUUCGCCGCGGGAAGGAGGAAGACGGUCCGAGCGACGCGACGGUGCGGAGGUUCGAGAGGCUGGCACACGUCGCCGAUGAGUUCUUCCGGUACGUCCAGUUUGGAGGCCGUCCGAGGAGCCUGAUGGUGUCCUUCAAAGUUCCCGUGGAGCCACUGAUUGCAGGAAAGACACUUGAGUUCUCCCAUCGGAUGGGCACCCGGGAUACCAUCCUCUUGCUUCAUCCAUGCGAUGGCGAAACCGGCGGGCCGAAGGAGAUUGUUCUGUUCCUCUCCUACGACGACACUACGGUGUGGGAGAAGAAUGUGAAACUCUUUGUGGUGUUCCAGCUGUUUGAGAACAUCGACAUCUUGGACAUCAUCAUGUCUGCCUUGCAGCUCUUGCCUCCCCAAUUUGUUGCUGCCUCUGUGACCACAAGGGAUUUAGUCAAAGAGGUGCUACCACCGCAGGAAACGAGCUAUUUCGAAGCAUCGUCUGUGCCAAGGCGGUGCGCCUCCAUGGCAUGGAGGUGUCACCGUGAUUCCACGGACAGGGGAUUUGCUGCUGGUGACGGUAUGCGGCUGCCGUUGCCUAUAGUUCGAGUCGACGCCGUGUACUUCACCAUGCCGCAGAAGGACUCGUCAGACACAUCUGCGCCUCUCAGAUUGGUAUGUCAUAUCACUCCCUACCUUGUGCCAGAGAGGUGCUCCGAGCAUUACGAGCAGAUCGGGCAAGAAAGGCUACAAGAGCUAGAGUUGUUUCCAGAAGUGACGACCCAAGGAACGCCUGCAUGCACAGGGAACUGGUGGUGUCCUCGUGUAUCCACGUUUUUGUCGGUGGAACCAGAGCUUUCGGUGCAGCCGCCGAAGCUGGAGCAGUUGUUCCUGAUGGAGAACUCUUGUUGAGCGGUGUAGUUCUCGCAGCAGUAGCAGAAGCAAUGUGCGGUAUAUUUCCCGAUCUUAUAUGUACAGUAAGUUAAUCCUUUUAGGCCUGUUAUUACUCAAUUGAAUCAUGGAUGCUA